AUGAUCAGGCAGUUGAAGAUUUCAAUAAAGCUAUUGAAUUAGGUCUCAAAUGAAGAAAAGUUUUAUCAAAGAGGUAAGGUAUAUUAAUUAAUUUAGCCAUGAGAUUUUUAAUGAAAAAAUAUGUUUAUGGAAGCUUUAAAGAUUGUAAAAUAUGCAUUCAAAUAAGUCCUAAAUACUCAUUGGCUUACAUGAGUAUAGAGUAUUCACUAUAAUUAGGAUGUGUGAAGAAUGCAAUUGAAAAUAACGAUGAUGCAUUAUAAUAUUAUAAUUAAGUGAUUGAAAUUGAUAAUAAAUGUAUUUUGGAAUAUUGUAACAGAGGUAUCAUAUCAUUUUAAUGAAUAGGAAAUUUAUAUAAAACUAAGGAAAUUAAGAUUAGGCAAUCUUAGAUUAUAAUAAGGCUAUUGAGUUGGAUACAUAAAAUGAUUUUGCAUACAAGAGCAGAGGUUCUCAGGUUACUUAAUUAAAUAGGAAUUUUUUUAGAUAAAAUAGGAAAUUAAGAGGAGGCGCUUUUAGAUUUUAACAAGGCUAUUGAAUUAGACCCUUAUGAUUGUAUUUAUAAUAAACGAGGUUUAUUAUAUUAUUAAGUUAAAAAGGACUUCUAUUUCCUAAAAUUGGAAGUACUAAAUAGGCACUUAUAGACUUUAACAAGGCACUUUAAUUAGAUCCUAAUUGUUUUGAUUUUUAUUUCGAUAGAGGUAAUCAACAUAUUAUUUUUUAUAGGAAAUCUUCAUUAAGACAUAGAUAAUGAACAAUAGGUACUCGUAGAUUAUGAUAAAGCGAUUGAACUAAAUUCCAAUAAUUAUAAAGCAUAUAAUAAUAGAGGUGUUUAAAUUUUUAUAAUGAAAUAGGGCUUAUAAAUUAUAACAAAUUAAUUGAAUUAGAUUCUAAUGAUGCUUAUACUUAUAAUAACAGAGGUAAUAGAGUAUUAGUAUAUAUAGGAAUGCUCUAUUAAAAUAUUGGAAAAAAAUGGAGGCUCCUGAAGAUUAUAAUAAAGCAAUAGAAUUAAAUCCUAAUAUUGCUUAAUUUAGGUUGUAGGUUAUUAUAGGAUUAUUGCAUUUAAGCUUAGGAUAUAAAUAUUAAGCCAUAAUAGAUCAUGACAAAGCUAUUUAAUUGGAUCCUAAAGCAGUUAUUGAUUAUUUCAACAGAGGUAAUCAAGAUGUUGAACUAAAUAUGAUUGUUUUAUAGAAAUAUGAGGAAAUUUGA
Messenger RNA from Paramecium pentaurelia, 1203 nucleotides. The record is from the annotation of a GenBank genome assembly. NCBI's taxonomy places the organism in Eukaryota, Ciliophora, Oligohymenophorea, Peniculida, Parameciidae.